AUGGAGAAGUACACAGAAUCACCACCUGCCUUGCAGGUAGAGCAUUCCUCCCUUCAGGCAGAGAAUCUGAUUCUGCGGCCACAAAUGCAGUAUCUGACUGAGGAGAACCCUGCUAUAAGGGGCCAAGUCAUGCCUUCCCUGGCUACUUCGAUGAUGCCUGUAUCCUGCUCACUUGAGCAUCUCUCCCAGUUUCGUGAUGACCCUGCCAGUCUCUCAGGGUUUCUUGCUCAGGUGACUACCUACUUGACAGCUCUCAAGAUCCCCAAUCCUGCAGAUGAUGCCCAAGUCAAGUUCUUUUUUGAUUACCUAUAUCAGCAGAUGAAAAGUUGUGGGAUCAUAUCUGGGCCUGACAAGAGAACUCUGCUGAAGCAAUAUGAGAACUUUGUUCUUGAGUUCCAGCAGUCAUUUGGUGAGCUCACAAAACAGAAAAUGAACAAUCUAGACAAAGGGGACAACUCUCAGCAGGAUGCUACUACUUUCCAGAUCCUUGCUCAAAAUCUGAGCUAUAAUGAAACCAAUCAGACUGAUCACUUUCAAGAAGGACUAGCUGACCCCAUCCAGGAUGAAGUAAGUGGCACAGAUAUGGUGGACAACCUCCCAGACCUGGUCACUCAGUGUAUUCAGUUGGACAGGAAACGUAGUGACAGGCCAGAGCUCCUACAGUCAGAGCCCCAGCUCCCAAUGUUGGCUUCCUUGAUCAACCACCAAGCCCUCUCCAGCCCCAUAGGUUUAUCACCCAAGGAAGAGCCUAUACAGCUGCGGGGGAGCCAGCUGCCUCUCACCCCAGUCAAACGAGCACGCCAGCAAGAAACUCAGUUGUGCCUCUACUGCAGCCAGUCUGGUCACUUCACAAGAGAUUGCCUUGCCAAACGUUCUCGAGCCCCAGCAAGGAUAAAUGACCCAGCUCACCAGUAA
Molecule: messenger RNA, 915 nt
Organism: Equus quagga
Lineage: Eukaryota; Metazoa; Chordata; Mammalia; Perissodactyla; Equidae
Gene: RTL4
Product: retrotransposon Gag like 4
Exons: 1
Coding region: 1-915 (304 amino acids)
Molecular function (GO): zinc ion binding; nucleic acid binding
Source: RefSeq, a predicted model, not a curated record